CGUUGCCGAGCUCCCGGAUCCAAGAUGGAGUCUCUGAGUAAAGCGGGGCAAGAGAUGAGUCUGGCGGCCUUAAAGCAGCACGAUCCCUACAUCACCAGCAUUGCCGACGUGACCGGCCAGGUGGCCCUUUAUCGCUUCAGUCCAAAGGCCAACGAAUGGGAGAAGACUGACAUAGAAGGUACCUUAUUUGUAUAUAAAAGGUCUGCUUCACCUUACCAUGGCUUUACGAUUGUAAAUCGAUUGAACAUGCACAACUUGGUUGAGCCCGUAAACAAAGACUUAGAGUUUCAGCUUCAUGAACCUUUUCUUCUCUAUAGAAAUGCCAACUUGUUAAUUUAUAGUAUCUGGUUCUAUGAUAAGAAUGACUGUCAUCGAAUAGCAAAACUCAUGUCUAAGGUGGUACAGGAAGAAACUCAGAGAUCCCAACAACAAUUACAGGAUAGAAAAAACAUCAGCCGAGUUAAUGGUUGUACAGAUAUCCUAGAGUUACUUAGUAAAGCAAAGGUUGAAUAUGAACGGAAUCAGAAGAGUGACUUAAUUUUGAGGACACAAGAAAGUGGAAAUCUUACAAAGACUGAAAAUACAGAGACAUCUGAAUAUGAAUCACCGGUGUUACAAAUCCAAGAUCAUUCAUGUCAGUCCAUCCCUAAACAUCUAACAGUGGAAGAAUUAUUUGGAACUUCAUUACCAAAGGAACACUCCACAGCUCCCAUUUCCAAUCCAGAGAGGAUAGAGAAAACUGAUACCUCAUGCAGAGAACACAAUUUACUUUUACCCUUUUCAUUUGAACAAUCAACAGUGGUCCAUCAGCCUCUGGGGAAGCUGGAUGCUCCAAGCCUCAAAAAUAACUCUUUGACUUUAUUACCACAGGAAUGUGUACCAUCCGUACUAACUUCAUCACCUUCAGUUUUACAACCUGAAGUAAAUAAAGUUUCAAAUUAUAAUGUACAUUUAAGUCCUAUCCUUAAUUCGACCUUGGCAACAGAAGCACCUUGUGGCCCAAUGCUGCAGAGUAUCAAUGCAAACAAUAAUGUAAUGCAAGUUAUGCAGCAGACUGCCAAGCAGAUACCUUCACUUGUGAAUCAACCAUUGUGUGAUAUGAACCAUGGUACACAAAAUGUAAGUUCUGGUCAAAACCAAUUCCUAACAUCAAUGACUUUGUCAAAUACAGGAGAUGCUUCAAAUACAUCACUUCCCAAUGUAGAUCUUCUUCAAAAACUCAGGUUGACACCACAACAUGACCAAAUGCAGCAAUCUCUUAAUAAACCCCCAGUAGCACCAAAUGCUUCUCCUGCUAUUAGCCAGCUGGCAACACCAGAUUGUUUCAAGGAAUCCCACAUCAAGCAACAGGCUUUGACUGGUAAAGUCAUUCAUCCCUAUCAGGUUACACAGCAAAAUAAGGAGCCUGAAACAUUUCCAAAUCCUAAAGUUUUGUCAAAAGCAAGCCAAGUUGCUUCUACACAGUUUGCUACAACUGCAACUACAAUUGCACCUUCUGUCCUCCUUUCACCUAGUGUUUUUGAACAGUCCACUAUGAAAUCCUCUGAAAUUGAAAACAAAGUUGGCUCAUCUUCUCCUCUUACACUUGGUUCAGAUGUUCAGACAUUACCUCCAACAGUACUCAGUAGAUCUCAGCUUCAACAAACUUUGAUACAUCUAAUAAAGAAUGAUGCACAUUUUCUUAGUACUCUACAUGAAGUCUAUUUACAAGUCUUGACCAAGGAUACUGAUAGCAUCAAGCUAUAACUGCAGCGAAUUGAAUUCUACUGACCACCUAUCUGCUUCAGAAACAUUAUGCCUCUUCUGUACAACUCUUACAUUUUAAAGACUUUUUUUGAGUUCUUGAAGUCUUUUUAAGCCUCCAAGAAAUACUGUUCCUUAGAAAUAUUGUAAAAAUAAUGUUCUAAGAAGUGGUGUAGGUUUCACUGUGACCAGUCACCAGCAGGAUUUUAUUUCUGUAUGGGGAACAUGGUCUUAUGUUUAACAGCACAUUUUUCUUAUUGUUUUAAGCAAUGUCAAAUAUUUGGUCUAAUUCUUCUUUACCAUACACACCCUGAAUGAUCAGGGCGAGUAGAUGAAGAAUAGCAACAGUUGUGAAACCAGCUUUGAAUUUAAGGAGCCAUGGAAGAGCUUAAGAGGAUAAUUCUAAGGCUUUGUGAAGAAAUGGACAUGCAGUAUAACAUUUCUGCUUUUAGCCUUAAUAUAACAACUGGAUGACCUCUGGGUCUUAUCAACCACAAAUUGGCUCCUCUAUAUGCAGAAUACAUAUUCAGUUUUACUAGCGUAUAUGAAAAAACUAAUCAUCAAGUUUCCCUUGAACAAUACAUUCAGUGUAUUUUGUCAGAGAGAUAUAUUUUUUAAAAGAACAUUUUUAAAAAUUAUUUCAGUAGAAUUUCAUUUUUUUUCCCCCUAUCCAGGUCAAAUGCCAAUUUCGGUAUAGAUUUUCCUGUAGAAAGGAUGAAGUGUUUCUAGAGAAGCUGUUGUUCAGUUAUUGUUUGGUAUAGAAUUAAGAACUGUCCCUCAACUUGCAUUAUAUACUGCUGUAAAGAUCAAACUUCUUCCCAAAAUAAGUCAGAAUCUGAUCUCUGUUUUAUAUGCUGCUAUUGGUCUCUUUGUGAUUUCUAUUUAUUUCAUUCUGGCAUGUUAUAGUAGCUAGCAAUACUUCAGUGAUAACAUAUACUCAAUUUACUCAAGCAAUAGCAAUGUAAAGGACAACAUUUUUAAAAUUAUGUCUUUGUUUUAUAUUGUGAAUAGUAAUUUUGUAAUCAGUUUAGCCGUUCAAGUUGCACUGCUUAUUUUUCAAAGCAUGGUUGAAAUGGAGGAAGAGCCUAGUCUUUGCUCUCUAUGUAACAGUAUAUUUCUGUGUAAGCCAUUAAAAAAGGUAGGGCUGGCAAAAAAGUAUAACCUACGAUAGAUGCCCCAUUGUUUUAAGAGAAUCUGUGACGAAGUUCUGGAUUAAAUCUUACUGGUCACUCUCAAAGUUUAAAUGUGAUAAUGAAGAUGGCAUCAUUAUCCAAUUGAUAUUUCUAAUUCAUCAAUGAAGUUUUGAUUAUUGUGACUCCAUCACAAAUCAUUGUUUUUGAUAUAAACAGUGUUGAUUUUUUUUUUAACCAAUCAAUAUGUAUACAUAGACUUUGAGUGAUUUUAGGUGGAAGUUUUUAUGUUUAGCAAACUGCCUUCUGAAAGAACCUCUUCAGCCUUUGAAAGUGUUUCUAAUAACAUAGUAUUUUAUAUCUGUUAUAUGUACAAAAUUCAGGGAAAUAUGUGAGUAGUGACACACAUAUUUGACAGGCUUUAAUAGUGAAACUCAAAAGCAUCUUUUCAGGCUUCGUAGACUUUUAUAGAAAACCAGAGUGCUCUCUGCUUGUACACUGGAUCUGUUGUGGCACACCCAUGUAUAUAUACCAACAAAAGGUUUGCUUUAGUGCAGCAUUCUUCCAUAUAUAUUUACAUGAUUAUAUUAUCAGGCUAUUGAAACUGAAUUUUGUUACCAUGUUUUGUUUAUGGACAACAAAGACAUACACAGUCAUGAAUUAUUGCAAAAAAAAAAAAAUCCUCAGCCAUAAAUGUGAGAUUGACAGUGAUGAAGCAUAUGAAGUAUGAUAACAGUGAAUGCAGGUAUUAUAUUAAAGAUAUAUAGAAAAAGGUUCCCUGACAUUGAAUGUACAUUAAGUUCCUCUGUCUUCAGGAAUUAAUGAGAAAGGGAAUAUUGCAUUAAACAUCCAGGUAUGUUUGUUCCAAUACACUUUUUACUCUUUUACUAUUUUGUAUUGUAAAAACAGUAUGAAAGUUAGUACCUGGCAGAUUAGAAUUCUCAAUCUUUAGGAAGUAUAUAAGCAUUGCAAAAUAAUUCUGUUUCCAAAGAGAAUGUCCUUAAUUAGAUGGUAGAACGAAAGCUUAGUGAUUUUUGACACUUUUGCAUUGAUGCUGAAUCCUACGCACAUCAGUGUUGCAUUGUAAUAUGUAGCAGGCCCAAGCUGGGAGAACGGGGCGUACCAUGUAAUACAAAGCACUGUUAGCAGCAUUCAUUGUUAUCACACUAGUGCUCUUAUUGCUUGUGGUCAUGUGACAAAAAAUGAAACACUUUUUAAGAAUUGCUUUGACAAACUCAACUGCAGAGUAAAAUCACAAAUGUUUACAAAAUGUGGAAUCACUGGACAGCUUUAGCCUGAUUACCUAAAUUUUUAGUACAGGUUUCACUUUAUAACCUCUCUAAUUGUUCUCUGCAUGCAUCAGUAACGAAUGCUUAAAUAACCAAUUUAGGUUAUUAAUUUUAAUUUUUCUCCUGGCAAAGUAUCUCUUGAAAGUAGCUCAUAUUUUAGACUAUAUUCCAAAAUGAAUAUACAUUAUCUAAGCAUGUAUUUUUCCACUGCCUAUAUGCAACUUCUAAAAAAGUUUAAUAUUUAUCUAAAGUGGCUUUCAAAUAUGCAGCUUAUUGAAGACCUGAUCGUUGUUUUGUAGGUAAAGAUAUUGUCUUUGAAUUGUGCCUAAUAACUAUACAUUUGUGACACACUUUACAGCAUCUAAAUAUUCUGCAAAGGCCUAAGGCACAAUGUGACAUAGAAAAGCAGUUUGUAUUUUCAGUCUUGAAAUAGAACUUAUAUUUCAAACUGAUUAAAUUUUAAUUUUUUCCUA
Messenger RNA from Candoia aspera, 4635 nucleotides. It is a transcript of the gene DCP1A, whose product is annotated as decapping mRNA 1A. Gene Ontology annotation, molecular function: enzyme activator activity; mRNA binding. Gene Ontology annotation, biological process: deadenylation-independent decapping of nuclear-transcribed mRNA; deadenylation-dependent decapping of nuclear-transcribed mRNA; positive regulation of catalytic activity. The record is from RefSeq and is a predicted model, not a curated record. Bases 25 to 1746 code for a protein of 573 amino acids. Gene Ontology annotation, cellular component: P-body. NCBI's taxonomy places the organism in Eukaryota, Metazoa, Chordata, Lepidosauria, Squamata, Candoiidae. The transcript is spliced from 10 exons.